Messenger RNA from Ogataea haglerorum, 1389 nucleotides. RefSeq lists its product as uncharacterized. The record is from RefSeq and is a predicted model, not a curated record. Lineage: Eukaryota; Fungi; Ascomycota; Pichiomycetes; Pichiales; Pichiaceae. The coding region runs from base 1 to 1389 and encodes 462 amino acids. The transcript has a single exon.
AUGAAUACCACGGAAACCGUUUCAUCAACACAAAAGCUUACAUUGAGAGCAUCUAGUCUGUCAGAGAGAAAAUUCUUGGACCUUAAAAACCGCAUUAUCAAGCCUGAAAACUACGAAGCAGUGAAAAAAUCAUGGAAAAGACUGCUCGAGGGUUUAGCAGAAAAAACCCAGGAAAUUGAGCGUGCGGGCUCUUCCUACAUACCAGAGGUGAGUUGGUCAGACAUUGAAAGUAAUGGAUAUACCAUUCCUAAGGAGCCUGCCUCCCUGUUCAACGAGCGUGGGUGUUUGAUUAUUCGCGAUCUGAUUGAGGAUGAUAUGUGCACACAGUGGAGAGAGGAGACCAAGCAAUACAUCAAACAUCAUCCAGGCAUCACAGGAAGCCCACAUUCCGGAGUUGCUAGUAAUUGGUAUAUUCACUGGUCCAAAGCCCAAGUGGAAGCAAGAAGCCAUCCACGGAUGAUACAGUUGAUGAAGGCUGUUGGCGCAUUGUACAGGAACAAUAACCUGGACGCUCUUUUGGACAUGGAUUCACAGGUUGUUUAUGCUGAUAGGUUGAGGAUCAGAUAUCCUGGACGAGAUGUUACCUUACCUUUGCAUCUGGAUUCAAGCUCCAUAGAAAGAUGGGAGGACGAUAAUUACAGGGACGUUUAUCGUGAGAUUUUCGAGGGCCGGUGGGAAGACUGGGAUCCCAACCUCAUCGAUAGGAGACCACAAGGAACACAGGACCUAUAUCAGGGAAUGAGUAGCAAUGGGUCCACCUCCAGUGUGUUCCGCGCAUUUCAAGGCUGGCUGGCUUUGUCCGACGCAAAAGCUGGAGAAGGAACUAUAAGGUUUCUUCCGGACCUAAAAUAUGCACUCGCAUAUAUACUGCUAAGACCAUUCUUUGACCAGAAUGGUGAACUCGACUUCAGCUCGAGUAACUUUCCUGGCGCGACCCCUGGCUCGGGACAAUUCCUAGCCCAUGAUCAGGAUCUAUUUCCGCAUUUAAACCAUGAAAAAAGUGUUGUUGGAAUUCCCUAUGUCAGACCAGGUGACUUCGUUCUUUGGCACGCAGAUCUGCUUCAUGAAGUUGAUAAAGAACAUAAAGGCAGUAAGGAGUCCUCAGUUCUCUACGUUGCCCAUACCCCAUUGUGUCCUUAUAACAUUGAAACUCUGCAAGAUUCCAAAGCGUGCUUUAACACUGGUAAGAAGCCCCGUGAUUUCACAUUUGAAUAUAAGUACGGUCCUGAUGAAUCAAUGUUCGAAGACAGGGGUAUGAAGGGAAAUGUGUUGACGCAGGAAGGUCUGCAGUCAUUGGGGUUGGUGCCUUUCAAUACAGAAGAGGAUGGUCUCACGCCCGGCCAAGUUGCUGUGCGUAAAUUGGCCAACAAAACUAUAUUUGGGAUUUAA